AUGGGGAAGUCGACUAUUUUGGAGAGCUUGGUGCGAUUUUGUGAUGCAGUGGAAACUCUGUACACCAGAGACUACCUGCGCAGACCUACGCCUAGUGAGCUGCAACCGCUUCUACAAAAAGCUGAGUCUCGUAGAUUUCCUGGGAUGAUUGGUAGUAUUGACUGCAUGCACUGGCAAUGGAAAAAUUGUCCAACUGCUUGGCAAUGGGAUUAUGGCAAUCGGAAAGGGCAGAAAAGUAUCAUCCUCGAAGCAGUUGCUGGUUUUGAUACAUGGGUUUGGCACGCCUUCUUUGGUGUUGUCGGCUCUCAAAAUGAUUUGAACGUCCUGGAUCAAUCCCCGGUGUUCAAUGAUGUUCUGAGAGAUGAAGGCCCAACUAUCACAUAUCAAAUUAAUAAUAUCGUCUACCAGAACGGGUAUUAUCUAGCUGAUGGUAUCUACCUGAGGGGAGCGGCACGUCUAUUUGAUGAGGAGGUGCUUAAGAGUAUAAUGAUGACUUGUAUCAUCCUCCACAACAUGAUUGUGGAAGAUGAGUAUGAUUAUGAUGCUGAUGAAGUGUAUGAACCAGAUCCCAUGAACACGACCUUAACACGAAUUUAUGAAAAACCUAUGAGCCCAAAUGGAGAAUUAGUGCAGCAUGAUCCGUUAGUUAGAGACGGUAGUUUGAUGCAUCGUAUGAUUGAGUGCUACACGGAGAUGCAAUUGUCCUAUAUUCAUGAACACCGUCAAGUUGACUUGAGGAGCAUUUGUGGGCGGUGA
Messenger RNA from Prunus mume (Japanese apricot), 756 nucleotides. The record is from RefSeq and is a predicted model, not a curated record. Lineage: Eukaryota; Viridiplantae; Streptophyta; Magnoliopsida; Rosales; Rosaceae.